GCGCGCGGCCGCUACUCACCGGCACCGGCGGGAGGGGAGGGCGGGCGCCGCCCGCGCUGACGGGACAAAGCGCGGCCAUGAGCCCGCUGUAGGCCGCUGGGAGCCGCCGCCGCCUCCGGGGAGGGAAGGAGGGAGGGGGUUCUCGCCGCGGGUGGAUGCCGGUUGCGGCCGGCCGCGCCCGGCACCAUGCACACCGUGCAGAAGGAUACCACCUUCACCAAGAUCUUCGUCGGGGGGCUGCCCUACCACACCACCGACUCCUCCCUCAGGAAGUACUUCGAGGUCUUCGGGGACAUCGAGGAGGCGGUGGUGAUCACCGACCGGCAGACCGGCAAAUCCCGGGGAUACGGCUUUGUGACCAUGGCAGACAGAGCCGCGGCUGAGCGAGCGUGCAAAGACCCCAACCCCAUCAUCGAUGGCAGGAAAGCAAACGUGAACUUGGCGUAUCUGGGAGCAAAGCCGAGGAGUAUUCAAACCGGUUUUACCAUAGGUGUGCAGCAGCUCCACCCAGCCUUCAUCCAGAGACCCUUUGGACUCACGCCUCACUAUGUUUACCCCCAAGCGAUCAUUCAGCCCAGCGUGGUGAUCCCCACCCCCGUGCAGUCCAUCACAUCUCCCUACAUCGACUACACCGCCGCCAGCCAAGCCUACUCCCAGUACACCACAGCUGCCUACGAUCAGUACCCCUACGCUGCCUCUCCCGCCGCGGGCUUUGUGGGAUACGGCUACACGGGCGCGGUGCAGCCCCCCAUCACCGCCAGCACCCCGGCAGCGCCUGCCACCGCCUUCGUGCAGUACCAGCCCCAGCAGCUGCAGCCCGACCGCAUGCAGUGAGCCCGCGCCGCUGCCGCAGGGACAGUCUUUUGCAAUGGAAGGAUACAACUAGGACAACAAAAACAACAGCAAAAAAAAAAAAAAAAA
Molecule: messenger RNA, 921 nt
Organism: Numida meleagris (helmeted guineafowl)
Lineage: Eukaryota; Metazoa; Chordata; Aves; Galliformes; Numididae
Gene: RBM38
Product: RNA binding motif protein 38
Exons: 4
Coding region: 187-834 (215 amino acids)
Cellular component (GO): cytosol
Molecular function (GO): RNA binding
Source: RefSeq, a predicted model, not a curated record